Dermochelys coriacea (leatherback sea turtle) is the source of this 3454-nucleotide messenger RNA. RefSeq names its product IgGFc-binding protein-like. The record is from RefSeq and is a predicted model, not a curated record. Bases 1018 to 3000 code for a protein of 660 amino acids. Lineage: Eukaryota; Metazoa; Chordata; Testudines; Dermochelyidae. The transcript is spliced from 7 exons.
AUAUAUUUAAUGGUGGUGGUCACAACAGGAGACGGUGCCAGCGAUAACUUGACACAAGACCCAAACCAUAUUUAUGUGUUUAAUGUUGUAACAGUACAAAAGGGUUUUAUUAUCACCUUAGCCAAAUAAGCCCAAGGCACCUACCCUUCUCAGCACAACAGACUAAGGUUCUAUAGGUUUUAACGCUUGGAGCACAAGAGACUGAGAGUAGGAAACCUGGAUUCUAUCUUAGUUCUACUGCUGAUUUGUGGGGUUACUUUGAGCAAGCUCCUAAUCCUCUCUGUCCCUUAGUUUUCCGCUCAGUGCAAUGGAGACAGUAAUAUUGACCCAUCUCGUGGUGGGACUGAGAAUUAUUUAAUGUCUAUCUGUAAAGUGUUUUGAGUUUAGACAGGAGGUGCUAGCGAAGGGCAAACAAUUAUUCUUAGAGCUGAGUCCAAAUCAUUAAGUGUGCAUCUGGAUCUGACAUUUUUCUAUGUUUCCAUGAGUGUUUGGAUCCAGGAUUCUGGUUCUAAACUAUUAGAGAUCAGGGACAAUCAUGGAGUUCUGGUCCAGACUGAAACAUUCCCCGAAGUCAUGUUUGGUUCCAAAGUUUUUGUUUGGUUCUAAGCUGUCUAGGUUGUCCUUUUUUAUUAUUUAAAAUAAUGUGUACUAUUAAUAAAAAUUAUUUUAUUUAGAUUAAAAAUAUAAUGGGAAAAAUUUCUAGCUGCAUUAAGAUUUUCAAGCUCCAUUUCUUUUUACUGGGUCUUAAUUUUUGACCUGAACAAAAUUGAUCCAGUCCCUUUUACUCUAUCCACCUCUUGACAGUGUCUCUCUCUACCUCCAAUGUUUUAUUGCUAUUUUUCCUUGCAGGCACAUGUCAGACUGAGACUCUGGGAAGAGAAUUCAUCACCUCCUACAUGAAGGAGUGGGAACUCUCGUCAAUUUGAAUUGCAAAUUACUGGUUACUUAGCCUUCACUUCAGUGUCUGUUUUCAUCUCCAAUUACCUGUUUCACAGGGCAAGGUUAGAGAAUAAGACUAUGGUAAAUCAGGGAGAGAUGGUGCAGGUCAGGCUACCAGAGUCAGUGGGAGUUGAGGGCAGUGCCACGUUCUCCAACGUGGUCCUAGUCAAGGCUGACAAAGAUAUCUCGGUAGUGUCUGUCAGUAACAAACAUGUGAGCCCUGAGACCACUGUGCUGUAUCCUGUCUCCAGCUUAGGAAAUGAACACUACGUAGUGACUCCCUCUACGGAACCCUUAGAUAGUUAUCCAGAGUUCUCUGUUAUAACGUACCAAGAGCCCAACUCCAUGGAGAUCCAUGUGAAAGGCAAGUUACAUUACCUAACACAGGUCCACUCCACUGACAGCAAACUGAAAUUUAAGCUUCUCAGUUUACAAGGCAUCCAGUUACAAGGCAUAGAAGAUCUGUCUGGCACCAGGAUUGUCUCAGAAAAGCCAGUGGCCGUCUUGGUUGGCCAGGUGUGUUUUUGUAAUAGCACAAAAUGCAACCACAUCUUUGAGCAGCUCCUACCAGUUUGCAGCUGGGGUACAACAUACAUCAUUCCUCCCUUACCCUGGCAGAAAGCAGAUGAAAUAAUCUAUAUCACUGCUUCCCAGAGCACAACUGUGUUGUAUCAACGAGGGGAACACCAAGAGAAUGUUACUCUAACAGGAGGCAGUGUACACCAACUUCCUGUCAAGCCCUCUAUCCCAGUCUACAUCUCUGCUAAUGUGAGCAUCCAGGUGAUGUUCUACAGCCUGGGCGCAGCUAUCCCUAAUUCCUCCCAUGCCUUCCUGAUGAAUGUUCCAGAUGUUGCCAGUUACUGCCUGAUGUAUUCUAUAAAUAACCAGGAGGGCUUCCAGAACUUUGCCUUGAUGGUGGCCAAUACAUCAGAGACUGGUGCCAUCAUCUUAGACAAUCAGCGUCUAAGGAGUGUGGAUUGGAACCAAGUCCGGGGCACUAAGUACGUUUGGGGCAUGCAUACGCUUGGACCUGCCAUGAGAUCCCAUGCUGUGAAACACGCCAGCUCUCCAUUCGCACUCUUGAGUGUUGGCACUGCUGCGAUGGACAGCUAUGGGAUUCCGGGUUCCUGCAGGAAGAAUGUUACCUUUAAAUGCCAGACUGAGACUCAACAGAUAAAAGAGCAGUUGAAGAUGUGCAAAGAUGUCUUUCAGCAGGGCAGCACCAGUGAAUUUUGCUCCUUCAUGAAUUCAACCUUAGUGAAUUUGGAGACCAUGUGUGCAGAGGACAGAGCAGCAUCGCUGGAGGAAGUUGCUUGCCCCUUUGGUUCCUUCUUGAAUAGCUCCAUCCUCAGUACUGGUGGGAAUGAGAGCAAGAGGGAGGUGGCCUCUGCCAUGACCCUCCUCUUGCGGAGUGUGGAAUUGGCUGCACUGACGGCUGCUUUAAGGUCUCCUGAGAAGAAGACCCAGAACGUCACAACAGAGUUUAUGGCUAUCGAGACGCUCCUCGUCCCAGCUGCAGGUCGCUGUGAUGAGGUCUUCAGGCUGAGAGGUCAGAAUCAGACAAUGGACAUUCACUGCAAUGCUGUCACCAGAGCAGCCACAAAAGAUCCUUGGGCUGUUGCUUUUAUUUCUUACUUCACCCUGGACGACAUCAUUAACACAACAUUUCUCAAAGAGGGAGAUCUAAUGGCUGAUGAGAAAUUGAGGAAUUUUCACCUGAAUUCCAGGGUGGUGAGUGGGGCUAUCGGAGAUGGGAGGCCCAUGAACCUCUCCAAACCUGUGAACUUCACCCUGUGCCAUAGACAGGCAAAGAAAGAAGAGGAAGAGGCUCGCUGCGUUCACUGGAAAUUCAUCUCUGGGAAAGGCACCUGGGCUGAGGAUGGCUGCAAAAUUCUCCAGACGAACAGCACUCACACCAUCUGCAGCUGUGACCAUCUCUCCAGCUUCGCACUCCUGAUGGGUCUCACCGGAGUGGAGGUAUCUCAGUGUCAGACUCAGAUCAAAGGGCUGGACUCUGAGCUCCUUACGUGGACAAAAUCAGUGGGAAUUUUGCCUGAAUGACCGCUGAGUAGGAACCUCAGGGUAUAAUCUGUGGCCAUACAGGAUGGGCGGGGUUUUGAUCUGAGGUGCCUAGAGUAGCCCACACUGAAAAUGCCAAGGUCAUGGCAAGCUGCACAAAGGAGAGCAGAUUUCCCCAGAACUGGUGGUUAACACUGUAGUUAGAAUCACCAACCAGUCACAAUCUGUGCUCCAGAUCCCCAACACUGGUUAUUGAGAAGCUGAAAAAAAGAAAUCACACAGCCCCCUUUAUUGCAUUCCAGUCUCUGGCUCCCAAUCAGCAGAUAGGGCCAGUAAAAUCAGAAGUUACUUAAAACUCUAUUCACUUAACAAAAUGUUCUUCUGAUCUCCCAAGGGGCAGCCACAUUGUCAGGUCAAUAUUAGUUUGGCUCUUACCCAAAAUACCGUGCUGCCAGUCAAUCCUUUGGUAUCUAAAAGUAAAGGUUUUUAUUAUAAA